GCUGUCCGGGAAAUAAAUGGCAGUUAUUUUGCCAAAAUAAUCAGAUUUAGCUUAGAUAUAACCAAGCAAAGGCCCUAGGUUUUACACUGACUUUAUUUAAUUGGUGGAUCACACUGGGGACACGACAAAGCCGUAGAGAUGUUUUCCUGAGAGGUUUUACUGAGGACAAAUUUACCUACCAGUUUUCAUCACUUUUUUUUUUUAGUUUUGACUCAUGUUCAUGUUAUUGGACUUGUCAGGCAGAGUAGAAAACGUGGACGGUUUGCUUUCGAUACAUUCUCUCACCAAUGUUUAAUUUAACCUUGACAGUUUGACAGUUAGUUGGCGUUACUGAAGACAAAUAACCGAGUUAAAAUAUUUAGCUUAAAAUGACGGAUCAAUCCUCGUUGUUACUACGUAAACAAUUAGCAGAGCUCAACAAGAACCCAGUGGAAGGCUUUUCUGCUGGUCUUGUAGAUGACGAUGACAUCUAUCAGUGGGAAGUGGUCGUCAUUGGACCUCAAGACACAUUAUUUGAAGGAGGUUUCUUCAAAGCUACCUUAAGCUUCCCCCGUGACUAUCCUUUGAGGCCACCCAAGAUGAAGUUCAUCACAGAACUCUGGCACCCAAAUGUGGCAAAAAACGGUGAUGUCUGCAUCUCCAUCCUGCAUGAACCUGGCGAGGACAAGUACGGCUACGAGAAGCCGGAGGAGCGCUGGCUGCCCAUUCACACAGUGGAGACCAUCAUGAUCAGUGUUAUCUCCAUGCUGGCAGAUCCCAACGGAGACUCUCCUGCCAACGUAGAUGCAGCUAAAGAGUGGAGGGAUGAUCCGAAAGGAGUGUUUAAGAAAAAAGUGGCCCGCUGUGUGAGGAGGAGUCAAGAGAUGGCUUUUGACUAAAGCCUUCCAGCAGCCAUCAACACAAUUUAAACUGCAGAGGGGAUUUGACAACUGGUUUCACUGUCGACCUCAAUCAGUCACUCAAACAAGAAAAAGUCUCGCAGGAAAAACAUAAAUCCAUAUUCUCUACUUCUUUGUGUAUUGCAGUUUGAGGCUUGAUAUUUAUGAGUUUUGCUGAAUGGCAGUAGCAUUCACGCUGCCCAAAGUUUAAUUUUACUUCCAUGUUCCACCAUCACUUGCAUAAGACACUAUUUCUGGUCAAGCAUCAACAUGUCACUCAUCUAUACAGCCUGAUACUUUAUCUGUUUUGUACAUACUCAUCAGUUUUGGAGAUCCCCUGUGAUAAAUGCACCCCCCUUUUUUUUAGUUAGUUUACUUUAUAUUUACCUAUUUAUUUAGAGUGAGGCUGUUUUAAGAUGCGUAUGUUAUGGAGGUUUUUGUUUAUUUUCAACCUGCCGCACUGAGCCAUCCAGUCUACAGUUAUUUCAUCGAUUAUGCAAUUUUGCAGUCGUUAAAGAUAUGGAAAUACAGACACUGGCUCUCAUCUCCCUGCACACCCUAAGUGUUCUGCAGAGGAAGGGCCCCUUCUCUCCCCGAGGGGCCCGUCUUAUCACCCAGCGCUGCCUUAACUACGACUGCCAGCAAAAGUACUUAUCUUCAAUAAGGAGGACUGCAUCUGAACGCUUGUUUUGAGUCCAGAAAAACUAUUGUGGACACACCAAAGAGAACGCAUCAAUAAAUAUAUUUUUAAUGAA
Molecule: messenger RNA, 1633 nt
Organism: Centropristis striata (black sea bass)
Lineage: Eukaryota; Metazoa; Chordata; Actinopteri; Perciformes; Serranidae
Gene: ube2g1b
Product: ubiquitin-conjugating enzyme E2G 1b (UBC7 homolog, yeast)
Exons: 6
Coding region: 369-878 (169 amino acids)
Biological process (GO): proteasome-mediated ubiquitin-dependent protein catabolic process; protein polyubiquitination
Molecular function (GO): ubiquitin conjugating enzyme activity
Source: RefSeq, a predicted model, not a curated record